AUGGCUUGUCUGCCCGGCAACAAAGCCUCGCUGAUAAAGACGGAACCCGGAGUAGCGUACGAGCCAGACCUUCGGAGCCUUUUCGAGGACCAGGUCCGUACGAAUCCUACAGCGACCGCAAUCAAAAGCAAUGGGCAUGCGCUAUCAUACAUCGAACUGCACACGAAAGCGUCAUCUCUCUCCUGCCAAAUCCAGACCCUGGCGCUCCGGGGCAGUGCCCCCAUCGGGAUCCUAAUCCUCAGAGGAAUCAACCAUAUCCUAGCCCAGUUGGCCAUUGUAUACGCGGGACGAGCCUGUGUGCCCCUCGACACCAAGCUAUCCGAUGAUUCGCUGAAGAGCAUGCUUGACAACCUCCACGCCAGCUUCAUCCUUGCAGACCAGGGAAACGCACAUCGGCUGGGAGACGUUGCCCACCUCGUCGUCGACCAUACCCAUACAGGGCACGUAGAAUCCAGCUCGAGUUCCCUAGCACCGACGAGCAGCUGCUCGCAUAUCUUCCAUACAUCCGGCACAUCUGGUCGCCCCAAGGCCGUGCCGCUGCCCGCCACCGGCCUCAUCAACCUCUGCCGCGAGCCCGAUGCGAACUGGAUCAAACGCGGGCAACGAGUCGGCCACGCAGCCAGCGUCGUCUUUGACAUCUCUCUGGUCGAGAUAUGGGGAAGCCUACUAAACGGUGGGACGAUCGUCGUGAUCCCCAUGGAAACCGCCCUCGACCCUCUGGAGCUCUCCAAUUUCAUUCAAACGCAACGCCUCGACGUUCUCCAGCUCACGACCUCUUUACUCGACGUGACAACCUACGCUUUCCCGGGGGCGUUUGCGACGCUUGAUACGUUAAUUACGGGCGGCGAGGCGAUCAAUUGCCAGAGUAUCCGGUCGAUUUUCAGCAGUCAUGGUGCGCCACGGCGUAUCAUUAAUGGGUAUGGGCCGACGGAGUGUAGCGUGUACUGUCUGUGGCAUUGUGUCUCGCGUCGAGAGGCAAAUCAGGGGCUGAUCCCUGUGGGGAAGCCGUUUCGGAAUGUAGAGACUUUCCUGGUCGAUGAAGCCCUGAUUCCUGUGGGGGUUGGUGAGGUGGGCGAGCUUGUUGUCUCUGGCGCAGGCGUCGCGAGCGGAUACAGCGGGGAGAGUAAAAGGACGGACAGCAGUUUCAUUACCUACACUUGCUGCAAUGGAUUUCCUAAGAUGGCGACAAGACACGUGUACCGGACGGGCGAUCUGAUGCGCAAGGAUGAGUGUGGAUUGCACUACUAUGUCGGGCGCAAGGAUAACCAAGUCAAGAUCAGCGGGCAGAGGGUUGAGCUGGAGAUGAUAGAGUCAAUUCUACAGGAGACGGACCUUGUUAGUACGGCGACGGUCAUCAAGAUCACGCCUCAAGAGCUCGGACGGAGUGCGUUUCUGGUUGCAUUCUGUGUCCCGAAGUCCUCUAGUGUCACGGCGGCAGCGAUACUCGAAGACUAUGUCGGACGGAGUCCGCGGCUUGUGGUGCCGCGCUUCAAGCUCACCGAGGCAUUGCCCCUGAGAGCCAACGGCAAGGUAGACCGUGGCCAGUUACAGCGCCAAUAUACUCAAGAAACAGAGUCAUCUCAUGUCGGGGGCAGGCAGGGCGGCAGUCUGGCGGCGGAGUUGCGAUAUCUCUGGCUCGACGUCUUGGGCAUACCAGACCAGGAUCUCCAGCCGACGGACGACUUUAUUGCGAUGGGUGGGAACUCUUUGAUGGUUGCUAGUCUGAUUGCGAGAAUCAAUCAUUCUUUUGGUAUCUCCUUGCGCGCCUCGACACUCUACGACAAGAUGACCCUGCAAGGUCUCACGCAGCUGUUGACGACGCUGCAUCGAGACGGCCCAAGGGGGCUUCCUGUUGACGCAAAUGAGGAAAAUGCAUGGCUGCGAGACUCGCACUUGGGAGACCACUUGCAGCCUUCGCGCGAGGGCCCAGUAGUAACAGACUGGACGAUCCCAUCAGAGGCCAAGGUCUUUCUCACUGGAGCCACUGGCUUCGUCGGGGCCUUCUUCCUGGCAGCGCUACUUCAAAAGCCGUUUGUCAAGCAGGUCUCUUGCCUUGUGCGAGCGCACGAUGCAGCCCAUGGGCGUCUACGCCUGCAGAAAACCCUCCUCAGAUACCACCUCUGCCCAUCCAACCUGGACCUGGAUCGGCUCACUGUCGUCCCCGGGUCCUUUGGCGAGGCCCAGCUCGGCCUGGACACCCAGCAAUACGACCACUACGCCGAAUGGGCCAGCGUCGUCUUCCACCUGGGCGCCAAAGUCAACUACCUAGCAACAUACUCUGCGCACCGCAAAGACAACGUCCUCGGCACAGUCCACAUGCUCGAAUUCGCCACGCACAAGCGCACCAAGCCGGUCCACUACACCUCCACAAUCGCCGCCUACGGUCCAACGGGCCACGUCCUAGGCACAAAGUUCCUCCCUGAAGACGAACGCCCCGCGUCUCAUAUCGCAUCCCUCCACUACGAUACGGGCUACGCGCAGAGCCAGUUCGUUGCCGAGACCAUCGCCUGGCGCGCAAUCGACACCGGCAUUCCUGUCACCAUUUACAGGCCCGGGUUCGUCCUGGGCAAUAGUCGCUCGGGCGUCUGUAACCCGGACGACUUUAUCAGCCGCCUAUUCGCUAGCUGCAUGGAGAUGGGCGCGUACCCGAUUCUCCCGCGGCAGCGUAAGGAGUUUGUCCCGGUGGACUUUGUUGUUGAUGCACUCCUGCACAUCUCCUCUAGCGCGUGCACAAGCGCCGGGCAGCACCUCGGGCACGCGCUCAACCUCGUCCACCCGGACCCCGCGAGCGCCAUUGACGUCUGUGCGGCGUUUGCGCUUCUAAACCGCAUCAGCCCGUACCGGGACCCCAUGCGUGGUAUCCCCUAUACAGAGUGGGUGCGGUCGCUAUCCCUACGGCUGGAAGACCCCUUGUACCCGCUUGUGCCGAUGCUGAGGGAGAAGGUACUGGGCGACAGGACGCGAUGGGAAGUGUACGAGGACAUGGCCGAGUAUGGGCGGGGGAACUUGCAGCGUGCUCUGCGGGCGGCUCCGGAAAUUGUACGGGGCUGCGGGUCUAUGGAGCGGCUGUUUGAGCGCUGUUUGGGGAGUUGGUUGGGGUUGCUGAAUGAUAAGUAG
Aspergillus calidoustus is the source of this 3117-nucleotide messenger RNA. NCBI's taxonomy places the organism in Eukaryota, Fungi, Ascomycota, Eurotiomycetes, Eurotiales, Aspergillaceae. The record is from the annotation of a GenBank genome assembly.